Gallus gallus (chicken) is the source of this 951-nucleotide messenger RNA. RefSeq names its product ribonuclease A family member k6 (gene RNASE6). Gene Ontology annotation, molecular function: nucleic acid binding. The transcript is spliced from 2 exons. The coding region runs from base 140 to 559 and encodes 139 amino acids. NCBI's taxonomy places the organism in Eukaryota, Metazoa, Chordata, Aves, Galliformes, Phasianidae. The record is from RefSeq and is marked provisional.
GUACUAAAUAAAAGUCACAGCUGAUACCCUGAACCAUUAUCAGAGGAAGAGAACGGUUGAGGCAGGACGACCCUCAGGAGAGACAGGAAAAGAUCCUCGCAAAUACCCAAAGAGAGGAAAUUUUCCUUCCUAGACAGCCAUGGCCAUGAGCUCCCUGUGGUGGACUGCUAUCCUGCUCCUAGCCCUGACAGUGUCUAUGUGCUAUGGUGUUCCAACCUACCAAGAUUUUUUGCGGACGCACGUGGACUUCCCGAAGACAUCGUUCCCAAACAUUGCAGCUUAUUGCAAUGUCAUGAUGGUGAGACGUGGCAUAAAUGUCCAUGGAAGAUGCAAAUCCCUCAACACCUUUGUGCAUACAGAUCCCAGAAAUCUGAACACUCUCUGCAUAAACCAGCCCAAUCGGGCCCUUCGUACAACGCAGCAGCAACUUCCUGUCACAGACUGUAAGCUGAUCAGGAGCCAUCCAACCUGCAGUUACACCGGCAAUCAAUUCAACCAUCGGGUCCGAGUGGGGUGUUGGGGAGGGCUUCCCGUGCAUCUGGAUGGCACCUUUCCAUGACACUUCCCCCUUGGAACAUCCCUUAUCCUUUUUGGAGUCCCUGACCAAUCCUGAAGCUGUCCUCACUCUGUCAACUGCUUUUGGGCUUGGAGAAGAAGGUAUCAAAACCUCUGGCAUCCUGAAUGCUGCUGCUUAACCUUGGUUCCCCCUAACGCUUUGAUAGGCUCCUAAGUCCCACUGGCUGUCCCUUAUUGCCUAAGUCUCUUCUAGCAACAUUGGGUUGACUUCAACCCUCCUGAGAUGGUUGCAUUCAGGCUCACCACCACUCUCUUUGCUGCUUUUACUCACAUAAACAAAAAGAGAAAUAAAAACAAGAUUUCUUCAUCAAUAAUAUUUGCAAGGAAAUUCUUGUUGGAAUGGCCAUUAAAAAUUACCCUAAAGUACCCAUGCAA